CGGCGGGGAGGCCACAGUACAACACCUUCAAGAGGCACCUCGCGACAUGCCCCCCUCGAGUGCAUCCGACUCUGCCCAACCUUCGCCGUAUCUCUGGCGUUGGUAUUGUGCAGCAGCACAAGGACGUUGCGGAGAUGCUCGCGACGCUGAGGAGAGAUGUGGCGGCGACAGGAGCGACGAUCCUCUCACGGACGAUCGCAAAUCCAUCUCUGCUGAUCAGAUAGUCAACUUUUUGGCAGCCGGGUCUUCGGGGGCGUACCUAUUGAGGAGAGUGCAGAGGGACGGUGCUGAGCAGGACACGGCGGCUGUGGUUGUGCAGCGGUGGAAGAAGGUGUUAAAUGACUUCAGCCUCGAAAAUGUGAAUGCUAUUUGUACGGACUCUGUGGGGACAUACAUCGAGGCCGCGAAGCUCCUUGCGCAGGACAAGGAUCUUCGAUACAGUCACAUCACUUGGCUCCCGUGUGCGGUGCAUGUCUGCAACCUGAUGUUGUCGGACAUUGGGAAGGAUGGACGAGAUGGUGUCGUUGGACACAGGGAGGACACGAUCAUCAGAGCGAGGGCUGUCGUGCGAUUCAUUCGGUCACACAGGGCCGCCCUCGCCCUUUUCAGGCGAUUCUUCGCACGUCACACUGCCAAAGGGCAGACAGCGCAGUCGUCAGCUUCUAGAGGCACCUCUGGUCGCGGUCGGGAGCUCAUUUACCCAGUGCAGACCAGAUUCGCUACACAUUACCUGAUGUUGGAGCGGUUGUUGGAGCGAUGUCAUGCACUCGAGGAGAUGAUGAUCAACGACGAGUGGUUGCGACAGCUGUGGAGACGGAGCUUGUGGCUUCAGUCGAGGAGUAUUGCAUACUUUGAGGGGGCACGCAGGACAGACCAUGAGAGGGAGUUGGUAGAGGAGGUUGACAUUUACCUUCGUCAGCAGGCAGGACCGGACAGACAGUUGUACGAGGAUUUCAGGACAACUUUGAGGGAGUUCCACAUUCGAGAGGGCGAUUGUGCGUAUGGCGGUCGCGACGGGGACCGAGAUGAGGACACUUGCAGGGGGGAGAAGGAGACAUCGGCGGUUGCUCAGUGGGGGGUGGGGUAUGUUCUCCCAUGGGAGGACGAGGAUGUCGUCACGGAGGAGGAGAAACCGGAGCCACGUGACUCGGGAGUCCGCCCUGCGGACAAGGUUACUGAUGAGCAGCUGGACAGGCAGGUGCGGAAGGGGCGGAAGGACUCUCUCACUCGACAACCUGCGAGCGUGGAUAGAUAUUUUGGCAGGAGAGUGACUAUUCUUCUGCUACACGAGGAGGACGCGGUGUACGACCUAGAGCCCGACCCUCUCACGCAGGAUGAGAUUGAGGAGGAGCCUUGGUCUGAUCCUGAUGACCUGGAUGCGGAGUCGGGCUGGUCAUCCGACGAUGAUGCCCCCCUGUCACAGAUGCGAUGUGAGACGCGAGGGUCGACCUUGGCUCGUCCUCGUCCUUCCCCUCGCCCGCGGGAUGGUGCUGCGACUGGACCUGCAGUGGUUGGGAGGCCAGUUCGUGCAGAUGCACAGUGUCAGGGCCUGUCCAUUCGACAGCGACAGCACAUUUCCAUCGACUCUGACAGCGACGACGAUGAUGGAGGGUACGAGGGCAGCAGCGAGUCUGAGGACGACAUGGAUUUCGAUAGCGGUGCGGGUGACGCCCCAAGGGGAGGUGUUGAGGGUCCCCGAGACAUUGCUGUCGAGGAGCAGCACAAUCAGCGACAUUCUGCCAGACGCAUGGUGUCGACGAGGUUGAGGAGGGGGACGCCUCCUGACCCGCGCAGGGCGAUGGCGGUGUUUGCAGACCGGGACUUCGACCGAUUGGUGGAGAGGAUGACGAUGUGGAGGGAGGUGGUGAUGGGCCUGUCGGUGGAGGGGGUGGACCUCACGGAGGAUCUGAGGCAGCCGGUGUGCAUGAUGGAUGCGAGGAGGACAGACAGCCCGCCGGUGGAGGGGAGCAGAGGAUGAGGGACGAGGUAGUGCGUAUGCUGCAGAAAUGCAGCAGCGUGCAGUUGACGCACCUUGCGAGCAGCCAGUCGAUUCAGUGGUCGCCGACCACCCUGACAG
Chara braunii is the source of this 2077-nucleotide messenger RNA. The record is from the annotation of a GenBank genome assembly. NCBI's taxonomy places the organism in Eukaryota, Viridiplantae, Streptophyta, Charophyceae, Charales, Characeae.